UAUGGUUGUUUGGUUCGUGGCUGUGGCGCAUCGUUCGUACGAUUUGUGUCACAUUUGGUUCUGUUGUGUGUGUUUGGCGGCAUUUGCUUUUAGAUAUUAUUGCUUCCGAAAUGGCCGAUGCAGAGGAUCUUUUGGAUUAUGAAGAUGAGGAACAAACUGAGCAAGUUACAAACGCGACGGCUGACGCCAAGAAGAGUGUUAAGGGUACCUACGUGUCUAUUCACAGUUCGGGAUUUAGGGAUUUCCUUUUAAAACCUGAAAUUUUACGAGCAAUUGUCGAUUGCGGAUUUGAACAUCCUUCCGAAGUUCAGCAUGAAUGCAUUCCACAGGCAGUUUUGGGCAUGGACAUACUCUGCCAAGCCAAGUCUGGCAUGGGUAAAACAGCAGUAUUUGUAUUAGCUACUUUGCAGCAACUCGAACCCACUGAAAAUGUCGUUUAUGUUCUUGUCAUGUGUCAUACUAGGGAACUUGCAUUCCAAAUAAGUAAAGAAUAUGAAAGGUUCAGCAAGUACAUGGCUAAUAUUAAGGUCGGGGUCUUCUUUGGCGGCAUGCCCAUACAGAAGGACGAGGAAGUAUUGAAGAACAGCUGCCCCCACAUUGUUGUCGGAACUCCUGGACGCAUAUUGGCGCUUGUGCGGUCGAAGAAGCUGAAUCUUAAGCACCUGAAACAUUUUAUCCUUGACGAAUGCGACAAAAUGUUGGAGCUAUUAGACAUGAGACGGGACGUUCAAGAAAUAUACAGAAACACGCCCCAUGGCAAGCAAGUAAUGAUGUUCAGCGCCACGCUCAGCAAAGAAAUUCGACCGGUUUGCAAGAAGUUCAUGCAAGACCCGAUGGAAGUCUAUGUGGACGAUGAAGCGAAACUAACCCUGCACGGACUCCAGCAACAUUAUGUAAAGCUAAAAGAGAACGAAAAGAACAAAAAGUUGUUCGAGCUGCUGGACGUUUUGGAAUUUAAUCAGGUUGUAAUCUUCGUAAAGUCUGUCCAGAGGUGUGUGGCUCUGGCACAGCUGCUGACUGAACAAAAUUUUCCUGCUAUCGGCAUACACAGAGGCAUGGAUCAGAAGGAAAGACUUUCGCGAUAUGAGCAAUUUAAAGAUUUCCAGAAGAGGAUAUUGGUAGCGACGAACCUUUUCGGUAGAGGAAUGGAUAUCGAAAGAGUGAAUAUCGUGUUUAAUUACGAUAUGCCCGAGGAUUCGGAUACGUACUUGCAUAGGGUAGCGAGAGCUGGUCGUUUUGGCACCAAAGGGUUGGCCAUUACCUUCGUCUCUGAAGAAAGCGACGCCAAAAUUUUAAACGAAGUCCAAGACAGGUUCGACGUAAACAUAACGGAGCUUCCGGACGAGAUCGAUCUCAGUUCUUACAUCGAAGGACGAUAAAAUACGGUUCAAGUUUUUCAGUGUCAGAAUAUAUAUUCACAACUUUAUUGAUCGGAUAUCAGAUUGGUUCAAAAAUUGUAUUGGUCGGUGUGUGUGAUGGGAUUCCUCUGAUAUCACAAAUACCGUGUAUGUGAAUUUUGUGAUUAGUGUUAGUUUUUAUUAAGCCUGAUUGUGUCUAGAAUAAAGCCAUUGUUUUUAGGACUUGCGCGGUUUUGUUA
Molecule: messenger RNA, 1597 nt
Organism: Cylas formicarius (sweet potato weevil)
Lineage: Eukaryota; Metazoa; Arthropoda; Insecta; Coleoptera; Brentidae
Gene: Hel25E
Product: ATP-dependent RNA helicase WM6
Exons: 8
Coding region: 111-1379 (422 amino acids)
Biological process (GO): mRNA export from nucleus; mRNA splicing, via spliceosome
Molecular function (GO): RNA helicase activity; ATP binding; RNA binding
Source: RefSeq, a predicted model, not a curated record